AAGCAACGCUUGCCAUACCACCAUCUUCAAAUAUGCACGUCGGCCCACCGGUGCUGCCUUUUCUGGAAGAUCGCCGGCCGACAGUACUACUCUGCCUAACGCGUUUCGCUAAGCUGCUACUCACUCACUCACGGCGGUAUUACACCGUUGUUAAUCCUUCUCUUCGCCGUCUUCUCGCCUUGGGGCUUAGAGAGACUGGGUGUAACACAUUGCAGGCUCACUCAUUCAACAGCUCAAGCCAAGAUGUCCCGGGCGACACAACGCAAGGCCUUGGCAGCAAGCGUGCUGUUCUCUCUACUGUCUUGUUCGAAUGCAUUCUAUCUUCCGGGAGCAGCACCUCAUGAUUAUCGCAAGGGGGAAGAGGUCAAACUCUUUGUCAAUGCAUUGACACCAAUGCUUGCAUCAAAUGACCAUGCUAAGCUAAGAUCUCUUAUCAACUAUGAUUAUUACAACCCCAGUUUCCACUUCUGUGAACCGGAAGGUGGUCCGAAGAGCGAGCCCGAGUCUCUAGGAUCAAUUCUCUUUGGAGACCGUAUCUUCAAUUCUCCAUAUGACAUCAAAAUGCUGGAACAAAAUACGACAUGUCAAACGCUUUGCAGGCAGGAUGUACCCGCAGAAGAUGCCAAGUUCAUCAAUGACCGUAUAAAGGAAGACUACGCGUUGAAUUGGUUGGUAGAUGGCCUUCCAGCGGCGGAAAUGAAGGUUGACAAGAAGACCGGAGAUAUUUUCUACGACAUGGGCUUCAACCUGGGGGAUGAUGAGGAUGAGUUUAUUGACAACCCCGCCCUGAAUAAUCACUAUGAGAUUGUUCUAAAGUAUCAUUCACCAAGUCCCGACGUUUACAGGGUUGUGGGCGUACUCGUAUGGCCUAGCAGUCUCGGCGAUAAUCAGGACGAUCCAGCCGAUUGUGACGCGACAAACGUGAAACAUUUACAGCUCGACGGGAAUUCCACUAAUAGGGUGCGGUAUUCUUAUAGAGUCACUUGGAGUGAAUCAGACACGCCAUGGGCUACCCGUUGGGACAACUAUUUGCAUAUAUUUGACCCACGUAUCCAUUGGUUCAGUCUGAUCAACUCGAUCGUUAUUGUCGUCUUCCUCUGUGUAAUGGUGUCAAUGAUUCUCCUCAGGACGGUAUCUCGCGAUAUUACUCACUACAACAACAUUGACCUAAGUGAAGACAUCCAAGAAGAUUAUGGUUGGAAGCUAGUGCACGGGGAAGUCUUCCGCACCCCUCAGCAUCCCAUGAUUCUCUCGGUCUUGGUUGGCAAUGGUGCACAGCUCUGCGCCAUGGUAGGUGUUACUCUAGUAUUCGCGCUCCUCGGAUUCCUUUCUCCUUCGAAUCGCGGCUCUCUUGCCACCGUUAUGAUGAUUUGCUGGACACUCUUUGGCGCAGUUGGCGGAUAUAUUUCGAGCCGCAUCUAUGCAUCUAUGGGUGGCACUGACAAACGGAAGAACUCAUUCCUUACUGCUACGAUUCUUCCAACCAUCGUAUUCGGUGUCGUUUUCCUACUUGAUCUUUUCUUGCUUUCGGCUGGAUCUUCGGGUGCCGUGCCUUUCGGUACAAUCCUUCUGAUCGUGGUGCUCUGGUUUGGCAUCUCCGCUCCUCUGUCUGCUAUCGGCUCCUACUUCGGUUCAAAGCAUGGUGCAAUCACACAUCCGGUACGAGUGAACCCGAUUCCUCGUCAGAUCCCGCCAACGCCAAGAUACCUGCAACCAUGGGCUGCUGCAUUACUGGCUGGAAUAUUGCCCUUCGGCGCGGCAUUCGUCGAACUUUAUUUCGUUCUUUCCAGUCUCUUCGCUUCAAGGGCAUAUUAUGCCUUCGGUUUCCUCGCCUUGACGGCAGGAGUAGUAGCGUUGACUACCGCCACUGUCUCAAUUCUUUUCACAUACUUCAUCUUGUGUGCUGAAGAAUACAGGUGGCACUGGCGUGCCUUCCUCGCAGGUGGUGGUAGCGCCUUCUGGUUGUUUGCCUACGGGGUCUUCUACUGGGCCUCUCGUCUCUCCCUGGGCUCCUUCUCAAGCGUUGUAUUGUACAUGGGGUACCUCCUCCUUCUCUGUCUCUUCGACUUCCUCAUCACAGGUACUAUUGGUUUCGUGGCGGCCUACUGGGCUGUUCGAAAAUUGUACAGCGCCAUUCGCGUGGACUAAUAUCUACAUUAUUGAUGACCUCCCAGGUAGCCCGGGGCUACUUAUCAUUCGUUUCUAUAUACUACAUCGUACGAGAAAAGUAUUACUGGACGCUGUCCUUCUUGUCGCAUACCUCCCUAUAUAUAGACUCAACUUGGAUCUACUUUCCACUCUGA
Molecule: messenger RNA, 2303 nt
Organism: Somion occarium
Lineage: Eukaryota; Fungi; Basidiomycota; Agaricomycetes; Polyporales; Cerrenaceae
Source: the annotation of a GenBank genome assembly